Molecule: messenger RNA, 480 nt
Organism: Alternaria postmessia
Lineage: Eukaryota; Fungi; Ascomycota; Dothideomycetes; Pleosporales; Pleosporaceae
Exons: 2
Coding region: 1-480 (159 amino acids)
Cellular component (GO): membrane
Molecular function (GO): serine-type endopeptidase activity
Source: RefSeq, a predicted model, not a curated record
AUGUACUUCUUGAACAACUUCAUGGCACCAGUCGGAUACUCCCGCCUAUUCGAGGGCAGCCCAUACCAUACAUUAUCGUUCUAUCUCUCAGCUGGUGUGCUUUCGGGCUUCGCUCAACACUGGACAACUUUGAGCACUCGCAUACCUUUUCACAGGCGACCAAUCCCUGAAAUCUUUAUUCGCUCCGGAGGCGCAUCAGGAGCAUUGUUCGGAGUUCUUGGAGUCUUCUGCAUGCAAUAUCCUCAUGCUGGCCUAGGAAUAUUAUUUGUCCCUGUACAUUUCGACGCGCAAUAUGUGCUGCCCGCGAUACUACUUUUCGAUCUGGUUGGCAUUAUUCGAGGGUAUAGCUUUGUGAACUUUGGUCACGCAGCUCAUUUCGCUGGUGGAAUGCUGGGCGUAGCAUACUCGUAUUUCGACGGGAAGACGAAUAUUUGGAAGCCAUUGGUGCGCCAUUGGAAACGCCGCCUGCAGCAAUCCUAG